GAAAGAGUUUCAGUCAAUAAUCCUAAAUUCAAUUGUCAAAUAACAUCAGUUCAAAGCUAAAGAAGUUAAUUUUAAUGCAUUUUAUUUGUCUGUUUACCUGAAAAAAGCAAAAACUUUUUUUGUUGAAAUUUUUUUUUGUAGUUUAAUUAGUAAUUGUAUAUUAGUGAAAGAUGUCAAGACAAUCGUGUCCUCACUUGCAGAACAUCGUGCAAACUAAUGCGUCGGACCUCUGUUUGCAGAAAAAGGGUAAACUGUGUGCUGAUUGUCUUCAACAAGGACCCAAUUUAUGGCUAUGCUUGCAACAAAACUGCUUGUACAUUGGCUGCUCAGAUAAACACAAUGAUCACAGCACAUUACACUUUGAGUCAAAUCGGAAUCACUGCAUUCAAAUGAAUUUAUCGUCACAGCGAGUCUGGUGCUACCUUUGUGAAUCGGAAGUGUUUCUACAGAAUCAGAAUAAUCGUUAUCAUCAACGUGUCAAUUCAUUGGAUUCAAAUGACAGUGGACGUAGAAUAUUCCAGUAUGAUCGAACCAGUGAAACAAGCAGCACCAAUAAUAAUAAUAAUAAUAGCAAUUCUAGGAAUUAUGAUAGCAGUGAAAUUGAAGAUGAUGAAAAUGACUUUCAAGGACAUCAUUUAAACGGUCUCGUUGGACUAAAGAAUAUUGCAAAUACAUGCUACAUGAAUUCAGCCCUUCAAGCACUUAGUAAUUCUCCACCAUUGACUGGAUAUUUUCUAGAAUGUGGAAGUAUUGUCCAAAAUACAGUAUCACGUUCCAAAAUUGGAUUAGCAAAAAGUUACCAUAGAUUAAUUCGGGAUAUGUGGCUUAAUAAGCGAAGAGGAUAUAUUGUACCUGAUGAGAUAAUUCGAGGAAUUAGUACAAUACAUCCAAUGUUUCGUGGAUUUCAGCAGCAUGAUACACAAGAAUUUUUAAGAUGCUUUAUGGAUCAAUUACAUGAAGAAUUAAAGGAAGUAACUCCGCCACCGCCUGAACAAUUAAUAAAUGAAGAGGAAAUGAAUGUUGACUCAUCCCCAUGCCCAUCACCAUCAUUAAGUCAAUCGGAAGCUGAAGAAUAUGAGACUUGUGACAGUGGAGUAUCGGAACAAUCAAGCUUAUCGGACGAAAUGGCGCAUAAUAAUAGAGCUAAGAUUGUAUCUCGAUCGCCAAGUCCUCCAAAGCUUCAUACAUCAUCGUCAAUUCCAACAAUUGGAAGCAGCAUUUUAACAAAUCGUACUGGAUCGAAUACAAGCUUAACUUCACAAUCAGGUCAACAAGCUCAACAACAAAAGGAUACGCCAGCGAAUAAUAAGCAACAAAAAAUUUUUCAUCGAUCUAUAAUAAGUGACAUUUUUGACGGAAAAUUGUUGUCGUCUGUUCAAUGUUUAACUUGUGACCGUGUAUCGACACGCGAAGAAACUUUUCAAGAUUUAUCACUUCCAAUUCCAGGCAGAGACUAUAUUAAUGUAUUACAUCAAUCCCAAAAUCCAACAAUGCUGAAUACGCCUAUUAAUAAUCCACUAAUUGGAAAUAACAAUUCAGCAACAUGCACAGAUGUUGUCUAUGCUCAAGAUAGUUGGAUGUGGUGGGUUUGGAAUUGGUUUAGAUCAUUCUUUUGGGGACCAUCUGUGACUCUACAUGAUUGUAUGGCUGCAUUUUUUAGUGCUGAUGAAUUAAAAGGCGAUAAUAUGUAUAGUUGUGAAAAAUGCAAUAAACUUCGUAAUGGCUUGAAAUUUUCACGAGUCUUGACUCUACCCGAAAUGCUUUGUGUGCAUUUAAAACGUUUUCGUCACGACUUGUCGUAUAGCUCGAAAAUUUCAAGUCCUGUAAUUUUCCCAUUAACUGGAUUAGAUAUGCGACAAUAUUUACAUAAAGAUUGUAGAUCAAAAGUAUCAACGUAUGACUUAACAGCCGUAAUUUGUCAUCACGGAACGGUUGGAAGUGGACAUUACAUUUGUUAUGCUAAACAUGGUCCAACAGAUCGAUGGUUUGAGUAUGAUGAUCAGACAGUAACGCAAGUUUCGGCUGAAACUGUACAAAAUUGUGAGGCUUAUGUAUUAUUCUAUCAAAAAAACAAUCCACAAAUGUCUCAAUUUAGAGAUCAAGCGGAUGAAAUCAUUAAUUCUAUGCGAUAUAUGCCAUCGGAUAUUAAGUUCUAUAUUUCACGUCAAUGGCUUAAUCGUUUUCAUACAUUUUCGGAACCUGGUCCUAUCGAUAAUUGGUCAAUUCUUUGUCAACAUGGAAAUUUAUUACCAAAAGCUGCAAGUCAAUCUGAUUUACUAGUUCCAUUACCACAAGCUUUAUGGGACUUUUUCUAUGAAAAAUUUGGCGGUGGUCCUGUAACAAAUUGUCCAAUUGAAUGUGAUACAUGCAAAACAAGAGCUGAGGAUCUACUAAAACGUCAAAAGAGUGAAUUGUUAUUAUUCUCUGAGCUACGUGAAGAAUUCCAAUAUCAAGACAGUUCAUCAAUGUUAUUUGCAAUUUCUAUGGCUUGGUUUAGACGCUGGCAAGCAUUUGCACGAUGUGAGACGACUGAAGAGCCUGGUCCAAUUAAUAAUACAGCUAUAGCACUUCAGUCAGAGACUAUGCCAAUUAGAAAUGUCAGAGCUGGUUCGGAUUAUGCUCAAAUUAAUUUCAAGCUUUGGAAAUUCUUCUUAACAAUCUACGGUGGUGGACCUGAAAUUAUUUUAAGAGGUGCUAGUGAAUUUACAAGAAAAGAGAGUGACUUAGCUGAAACAACUGAGAAUUUAUCGUUAAAUGACAACGACGACGAUGACGAUGAGAACAAAAGCGAAUCAAAUUACGAGCAUAUGAAUGGAAAUACUGUCGAAAAUGAAGAAAUACAGGAAGAAAUAGAAAUUAAGGAACAGCCGAGAAUUGUAGAAGAAAAAAUGCCAUCAUUAAAACCAAUUAAAACCGUUUCAUUUGAGGAUGAUGGAAGAGACAUUAGUGAAAGUGACGAGGAAAGCUCUAAUCAAGCUAAUGACGAUAAAAUCCCGUCUAAAGCAUCCCAAAAUCCAAGUAACGGAAGUGGGGAUUUAAAUAAUAGAAUUAAGAGAGUUAAAAAGACAAAGACAACGACGAAAACGUUCGAAUCACACCGUGACAGAAGACGUCGUGAACACAGUCAUUCAUUUGGUGCUGAAGGUACGAUAAGAUACAUUCCUGAUGAAGAUAGUAUUAAUAACAAUGAAAAUGAGCCGCAAAGAAGUGCAUCGCAGACAAAUGCAAAAAUUAAACGCAGUAAUGGCAUUGAAAUGUCAUCGGACGACGAGGAAGUUGCUGAAUUGACGGCAAUAAGUGAGAAUGAGAAGCAACGUUGGAACAAAAAGAAGUCGAAAUCGAUAAGGAUGAAAUAAGGCGAUAGAUAGGAGAAUUUUAAAUUAUUAAUGACAUAAAAUAUGUUCUUGUGCCCACGUUAUUAUUUAUAUUCUGUUUAUUUGAGUAUCCUUUCAUGUUUUUUUUUAUUACUAUUCAGG
Chironomus riparius is the source of this 3476-nucleotide messenger RNA. The record is from the annotation of a GenBank genome assembly. NCBI's taxonomy places the organism in Eukaryota, Metazoa, Arthropoda, Insecta, Diptera, Chironomidae.